Messenger RNA from Portunus trituberculatus (swimming crab), 3120 nucleotides. RefSeq names its product adapter molecule Crk-like (gene Crk). Gene Ontology annotation, molecular function: protein binding. The record is from RefSeq and is a predicted model, not a curated record. NCBI's taxonomy places the organism in Eukaryota, Metazoa, Arthropoda, Malacostraca, Decapoda, Portunidae.
GAAUCUUUCAGUAACUCUGUGGCCGUGAGUUGGAGUGGAGUGUUUACCCUUCCCUCUUUAAUUUUGAGCCUUAUUUGACCUCCCGCCACGCCCAGACUGUGAGGAACAAUGGAGUAACCCUGGCCGUCACCAACCCUCCAACGCACAGGUGACGGGGAGUGAGUGCGUGCGUGCGUGUAUGUGAGCGCGCAGCCAUACAGUGGCCGCCUCUCCCCUCUCCAGCCCUCCACCUGCCAGCUAUCCACCCAGCCACUCAACCAUCAUUAAGUGGAGUGAUAGAAAAAGUGCCAUAAGGAAUACAAACAAAAUUAAUUGAGACGAGUUUGUUUUGUUGUGUCUCGUGACUUUUUUGUUUUGGUUCGAGCGGCGACAAGUGCAUUAGUGACGGUUCGUGUCUGUGUUGCUGUGACAUUUUUUUUCUUUUUUUUUUCUGUGGUGGUGGUGGUAGUGGUAGUGGGAAUCGGACACACGCACGUACAUACACACACACGCAAGCACCAUGGCGACCACGUUUGACCCACACGACCGAGCCAGCUGGUACUUCGGUCAGAUGUCCCGCCAGGAUGCCACGGACCUGCUGAUGGCGGAGAAGGACAGUGGCGUCUUCCUGGUGCGGGAUUCUUCUACUAUUAUUGGAGACUUUGUGCUCUGCGUCAGGGAGGACACACGGGUCUCGCACUACAUCAUCAACAAGAUCCAGCAGGAGCAGGUGCGCUACAAGAUAGGAGACCAGAUGUUCCCUGACCUGGCGUCCCUGCUUAACUUCUACAAGCUUCACUACCUGGACAGCACGCCCCUCAUCAGGCCCGCCCCCAAGCGCUGCGAGAAGGUGGUGGCCAAAUACGACUUUGACGGAAAUGACCCAGAUGACUUGCCGUUCAGGAAAGGCGAGAUCCUCACUAUCGUCAGCAAGGAUGAGGAGCAAUGGUGGACUGCUCGGAACUCCACCAAUCAGACUGGCUCCAUACCUGUGCCCUAUGUACAGAAGUACGAGGAAGGCGAGAACAUCACGCCGCCCUCUACCAGAACUUCCGCCCAGUCCACAGACUCCGCACCUCGGCCAAGACCAAGCCUGCAGAGGAGGCUGCCAGCGUACGCCCGGGUGAGGCAGGCGCGGGUCCCCAACGCCUAUGACAAGACAGCAUUGCGGCUGGAGGUGGGGGACGUCAUCAAGGUUACCAGGAUGAACAUCAACGGGCAGUGGGAAGGGGAGCUCAAUGGAAAGGUCGGGCACUUCCCCUUCACCCACGUUGAGUUCAUAGAAAGUGAAAACUCGGUGGACGGAGAACCGAAUUAAGACCCCGACUUGCCCCUGUGCAUCCCUCGCCCUUCCCUCUCCUAUUCCCUCCCCAACUUCCCCAGUCCCCAUCACCUUAGGUCUUCCCUUCACCUUAGGUACUCCCAUCACCUCCAGUCUCCAGCCCCUCCCUAGAUUAUUUUAUUUUCUUAGGUGUAGUGCGAGUGAGAGCGAUUUUACUGUAUAUGGUUUUAAUCACGGCACAGAGAGGUUGUGCAAGUGUUAGUGAGGCUGUGCAGUGCGGUUUUUAUGGGUUUUCUUGCGAGAUUAAUAAAAUGCAAUAAUGUAUUCAGAGCAGAGGUGAAGGCUGCAGGCUGAGGCAUGUUGGGAGCUGCCUUGCCAUCCUCCCAUGCCUCCCUACCACCCUGCAGCCGACCCCCCUGACUCUCUAGCCACCCUUCCACCCUCCCCUGCCACCUCUAACACUUUUUAAGACAUAGAAUCAAACCUGCUGCCUUGACCACACCUGUCUCCUACACCUGCCUGUGGUGCACUGUGUUCCUGGCAGUGUUGUCCCAGGGUGCUGGAAGACAGUCUGAGCCAAAUUAGGGAUAAAUUGGCUACAGAUUUUAUUAUACAUACACUAAUAUAACCUUCCUGUACACAGUUAUACUAAAUUUUAAAAGUGAAUAUUUCUCCCCCUCCUCUACACUGCAAAUGUCACUAUAGUUUAUAUUGUACCAACACUAAUACUGUACAAUGCUCAUGAAUUUCCACAAGGAAAAUUUUUGAACUCCCCUUUAAAAAUUCCUAAAGGUUUUUCUCUCCCCUUUACUGCAAAACCCCCUCACCACUACCCAUUGUAUAGAGCAAUUUAUUUAGCGAUAAGAAGUGACACCAGAGAGAGAGUCACAUACAGGCUAGUGAGACUGAAACACCCUGUGGCGUUCCUCCCAAGGCCGCCUUCCUGGCCAGGGACCGACCACUACACCCACUCUUCACAAUGACUGACUGUCUAGCAAGUUGCUCUCUCCUCUCCUGUGGUUUGUGAUGCGUUGUGAAUCAAUAAAGCAGAGCACAACACUUGUGUAUCGACCCUGGCAGGACUGACCCCCCUUCACCCCUCACCCGGUGCACUUGGAGAGGUGACACCACAACACCACUCGGCUUCCUCCCCCUCUCCCUCUCUCUUGGUUUGUGACGAGUUGUGAAUAUAAAGCACAAAACUGUAUCGACCCUGGCAGGACUGACCACCCCCUGACCUGGCGUGCUUGGAGAGGUGACAGCGUGACACCACCUCCCCUCUUCUCCCUCUCUUCUCCUGUGGUUUGUGAUGAGUUGUGAACCUGAAGCAGAGCACAAAGCUGCCUAUCGACCUGGCAUGACUGACCACCGCCUGUCCUGCCCUCCUCCCCUUCCACUUGUUGUGCUCGGAGAAGUGAUAACACUCAUUUCUUCUCUGUGGGAUGGACGGUUUGGCUGCACAAAACUUAUGCUCUUUCCAAUUCCUGUAAAAAAAUAAAGAAACGAUAGUGAAUAUACACACAACUGCCUUUUAAUGUAUUUUUUUAGGUCAGAUUACCUUCAGCAAGAGGGUAAAAGGUUUAAAAAUUGUGGUAGAGUUGUGUGGGAGUGAGUGACCCCCCUCCUCUGGUGCAGCCGUGGCAGGUCUGAGGCGACUGUGCUGCAGUGGCCAGAGAAGGGGGAGGUGAUGUGUGCCUCAGCAGUCUGUCUGUCUGUGUGGCUCAACCCUUUGCUGUGGUGGCGUGGCGAGGUGCACACCCAAGCCAAAUGUUCUCGCACCGUACAUAUUUUGAUGUUAAGGUAAUGUCUUGUUUAGUAUGCAGAUGUAUCAUAUGCCAAUAAAACAAACAAUUCGUGCA